AUGUCUUUGCCCUUCGGAGCAACCAGGUUCACCCCGAUCGAGAGCUCCCUGGGUGGUAUGAUGAUCGGCGCCUCUGCCGCUAUGGCCUACCUCAUCGACGGCAAAAUCACCGGCAUUAGCGGUAUCAUGGGCCCCUUCUUUCGUGGCGUCACUAAGUGUGAUCCUGUGAAGGAUGGACAGCUAUGGAAGUUGCUCUUUUUGACCGGUUUGUUCUUGGGCGGCUUAGUGGAUUUGGCGCUCAACUGGGACUUCUCGUUCCCCCACGCACCUCCUUUGCACGCCGUACGGUACCUGCUGGCAGGUGUGGCGGUGGGCAUCGGGACGCGUGUCGGUAAGGGCUGCACCAGCGGGCACGGGAUUUGCGGCCUGCCGCGCUUCUCUUUGAGAAGUUGGAUUUCAGUGCCCACCUUCAUGGCCGUGGCAGCUGCGACGGUCGCUAUUACCCGACACGCUUUGAAGAUGGAUGGCACGGGGUUCAGCCCGCAGAUUGCUCAAUUGCAGUGGCCCCCCAGGUGGGAGUUUCCUGUGGGCGCCUUCUUGGGCAGCUUGAGCUUGAUUGCGCUCACCGUGCUUUUGCCUGACCGCUUCAAAGUGUUUGUGUCACCGCUGUCCUCGGGCCUCAUCUUCGCCUUCGGCCUGGGCGCCUCUGGCAUGACCAACCCCAGCAAGGUGUUGAACUUCUUGGACUUCGGAGGCUACUGGGAUCCUUCGUUGGCCUUCGUCAUGGGUUGUGGCAUUUGCGUCAGUGGACCUGCUUUCAUUUUGGCCGAGCAGCUGGGAAAGGUCUCGACGCCCUUGAUUGAGGGCUGCAAGUUCGAGAACCCGCCGAAAAAGGGGAACUAUGUGCCCCUGGUGAUUGGUGCCAGCCUUUUUGGCCUUGGGUGGGGCCUUUGCGGACUUUGCCCUGGUCCUGCGCUGGUGGCGCUGGUCCCGAAGAUCGUCACUGGCAUUUGGCGUACUUGGCAGCCAGAUUUCGGAGUCGCCGCUGCUGCCUUGGUCAUUUGCAUUGCGUGGCUUACCACCGACCGGCUGAUCUUGCACUUCGGGUCCCGCGUCACCAGCAGCCCGGUGACCCCUGCAAGCACCGAGAAAGCAGGUCCGUGA
Messenger RNA from Durusdinium trenchii, 1104 nucleotides. Lineage: Eukaryota; Dinophyceae; Suessiales; Symbiodiniaceae. The record is from the annotation of a GenBank genome assembly.